AUGGUUGCAUUCCCUGGAAAAGAAGAAUUACAGCAGUUCAUCAGAAAUAAAAUAAAACCAACGUUUUGUGGGUUCGUCACAAAAUUUCAAACCAAAAUUGCUGAAUGGUCUCUGGAAAUCGAUGCUUCAACUGCCCAAGCUCUGCAUAAAAUUUGGGUCACUCGUUUUAAUAGCACUGUUAGAGAAACCAGAAAAGAUGUUCCCUUAAAAACUGCGAAAUUUAACGCUGAUACGUGGAAUAAACUAUUUGAAGAGAUAUCAGUCUUGAGAGAUUUUGAAACAGACAGCAGAAUAGAAGGCCAAAAGCUUGCAAAUAAGAGUAUGAAGAACGCGUCGGAGAGCUCUUUGAGGAGACUGGAGCAGAGGGGCUUAGAAGGCAGAAACAACAAAAAAGAAGUAGAUGGCGUUUCUGAUACAACAGAAGUGGAAUAUGAUGAUAUUAGUAGUAGUGAGGAAGGAUCAGACAGAGAAGAAGAAACUGAUGAUAAUGAAGAAGGAAGCGAACCAGUCGAUCAACUAUAUAAUUUAUAUUAUAAAAAAUUUAAUAAGCAAGAAUUUGAUUAUGAAGAUAAAGCUUUUUUAAAGCAGAUGACGAAGAAAAAAAACUGUGUAAAAGAUAAAGUGCAUGGACUGGCAUCACAGUUGUUGCUGAAGAAAACCGCAGAUGUUGAUGAUGACAUGAUGCUGAAAUUGUCUCUAUCAAAUAUUGUUAACUGUAUUCAUCCUGAAUCUUAUGAAAUUUUAAAAAAAACAUUGACGAGGAAACAAAUGGCGGCUAUCGACAACGUGAAUAUGAAGCUAUACGUGGGAUUGUCAAAGGAAGAUAAGAAGCUAUUGGAGAAGGUAUUGAAAAGUGGAGGUGAUGAGGACGAUACCGACAGUAUGAUUAUAGAGAUUUUGAAGGAGCAACUCAAACUUAGGGAAGCAGGCUCAAAGAACAGUGAUGCGUACAAGUUGCUAAACAUCCUUAGAUGCAUUAUUGAAAAUCUUGAAGACUACUCAGAAGCUGUUAGUGAGUUGACAGCAUACCGACACUGUGCAAAGCUCUUGGAUUGUCUUUUUCGUGGAACAAAAUUGAAAAUACUAGAUGGUGAGCCUGGUUGUUUGGCCGCAAAAGAGCAGAUGAUCACUGUAGUGGCUAUGGAUCUUAUUGGUAAUGCCGGCUACAUGUAUAGCUUAGAAGAAAAAGAAGGAUUAUAUGUUGCAAAUUUGAUCGAAGAACUUUCCCUCCCCACAACCAAGGAAGCGAUUAAACAUGUCUCAGAGACUAUCAAUACACUUUUUAAGUUUAAGAAUCACUUGGAAAAACUGGUUACCGAAGUUGCAGAAAGUUCUAUAGUGAGAUUACCAGCGUCGAGAUUGAAAGGUGUUACUAGAUUGAGAGUACAUCAUGAGGAGGCUUCCUGUAAAGUCCCUCGCGUUAUGUUCUCGCCAAAGGCAAAAAAAAGAAAAUUGAAUCAACAUACCUAUUAAAAAUACU
Molecule: messenger RNA, 1480 nt
Organism: Mucor mucedo
Lineage: Eukaryota; Fungi; Mucoromycota; Mucoromycetes; Mucorales; Mucoraceae
Exons: 12
Coding region: 1-1473 (490 amino acids)
Source: RefSeq, a predicted model, not a curated record